AGACAAGAGUAAGCGUGCUUUGUAUCAGUUGUGUAGACUAUCGUCCUUUUUAUUUUGGGUAAACUAAGGCGGGAGGGGGGCGGUGCGGCGCGGCAUACACUAUAAGUGGGCUGAAAUGGUCUAACAGAAUAAUUCGCAAUAAAGCCUACCACUUUCUUACGUUUAAAACAGCGCAGGUCAGUGACACAGAACGGACAUAACUGUGUUUAGAUUCAUUCUAAGCGACUAUUUACGACUUACAAAUUAGUUCACAUUAGACAAACACACGAGGGCGCUAAUUACCCAGGAACAACACUUGAGCUCGUAUCUGCACAGGUCUGCCGCUCGCACCACAUCUGUAUACACCCUUAGGACGUGGAUUGAUGGACCUCGACUGAAACUCGGCCGAAUAAGUUUCGCUACGGUACCUGACCUAAACACAAGUAGAACUCGAGGGAUGACAGCGACGGCGGGCUGGUGAGGGACCAACAGGCGUCGCAGUACAGCGCUCUCCCCCGGGUGUGAGAGUCAUUAGCGUGACUACCAGUGUUUCGACGUCCAGUCAGCGUCUUCGCACAAUGGACCCUGAGGAAAUCCACAUGUCCCGUUUCUACUCCCCCAUCUCCCCCCUUCCCUCCCCCAUGUCCCAUCAGCCCUGCGCCCAUCAGCCAGCUCCCCUGUUCUUCCCCAAGCGCUUGCCCCCUCUCUCUCAGUCCCAGCUGCUGGCCCAGCCUCAGGACCUGGUAGAAACGGACUUAACUCCCAGGGGGGUCCCUUCUGAUGUGGACACGUGUCAGCUCCUGUCCCCCCUUUACCAUCCGUCCCAACCCUACUACACACAGGACUACUCCCAGGACCAGACAGACCAACAGGCUGAGAGCCGCCCUGACGAGAGUGUGCGAGGCUACGCCUUCAGCUUCCAGCAGAACCACAGCCGUGCCUACGAACCUAACCUCAACCAUCAGCCGGACCAAUGCGAGAACCACCAUGUUGAUCACCCAGCUAACGUGGACCAGAGGCAGCUACAGAUCCAUAUGGACCUGGAUAACACCCCCGGCAGCUAUCAGGACAAUCCAAUGGACCAUCAGAACCCUGCCAGCUAUCAGGACGACCAAAUGAGCCACCAGGCUAUGUACAGCAACCAGGAGAGCCGUCUCAUGGAACAGCAGUCUCAGGACAUUCAGAGCCAGCUGGCGGAUAGCGGUGACCAUCAGUCAGUCCAGAGCCAGCUCCAGAACCAUCAGCUCCGACUCCAUAUCUUGGCCCAGCUCCAAAGACAAGAACUUGCGUACAGUACCGCAGACCCGACCCCGCAGGAACAAAGCCAGACCCAGUCACACACACACAUGUCCUACACGCCAACACAGCACCAGGAACCAAGCCAAUACAUGCAUGCUCAGAGCCCUGCCAGUCAACAGCCAAGCCAGUGUUUGUACACGCAGCCCCCCCAGAGUCCCCUCACCCCUCUGGAACCCACUUCGCCCUGGUACCUGAGCCCCCAGUCUUACCCCAACUCCAACCCCUCCUAUAGCCUGUACCCUAACUCCGCCCAUCCCCACCCCAACUCUAACCCUCACCCUCAAACCAAAUAUAGCCCUCAGCCUAACCCCACCCCCAGCUACAGCCCCCAAACCAACCACAGUCCCUACUCCUACCCACACCCAAGCCCUCAAUCAAACGCCAGUCCCCAUUCUAACCAUCCUAGCUCUAGCCCCUCCUCUGCUGGUCCCUACUCCAAUCCAAAUGCUCACAUUCAAUCCAGCCAUAACUACGGCCUGAGCUGUCAGCCCAACGCCUAUCCAAACCAUAGCCCCUACUAUAACCCUAGCCCAAGCCCUCUCUCCAACUCCCCCCCCGUCCUCCCGUGUGGAGGGUGGGCAGCAGGUAGGGGGGUCAGUCCAGAGAGCAAAGGACCACACCUGAACCCGAACUACAUGAGACACUUGAAUCAUAAAGGGCCUCUCUGCUCCCCACCAGCUCAGCAAAUGCAGGUGACAUUGACAGAGCAGCUGGAAAACGAUGAGACGUCAAACUGUAGCAGGCUUCUGUGUUCUGUGUGUCACAGGGUCUUCAGGAGUCUUCCGGCUCUGAACGGACACCUGCGUUCUCACGGAGGCCUCCGAGGACAGACCAGCAGGACACCAACACCCAGGAUGAGGGAGGGGGCAGGGCCAUUGUCUCCCGUCGCCAUAGUGAUGCCCGUGUCUGUGCCCAUCAGACACCCUGCUCCCGGCGCGGAGGAGUGCCCGGAGGCGGAGCAAGACGUAAGGAGAGGGUGGAAGAAAAAGAGGCAUCAGCAUCAACCCUCACCUCUGGUCGUCCCGUGCCAGGCCUCCAGGGGGUGCACCGGGGUCUUCCGGAGUCUCCUCCGUUCUACGGGGGUCAGUGGGGCCUACACCCCAGCGCCCAUGCUGUGCCCUGAUAGGGCAGGAACUGGGCUGUUCUGCUCUCUAAUGAGGGGCAACGGAGACAUGGUGACGCCUGAGAAGCAGCUGGUCAGGAUAAAACCGAGAAUCAACAUAGGGGUGGGAUUUCAGGCUGAAGUUCCACCUCUUCAUGACCGAAGACACGCCCACUCAGACCGGCACAAUGCAGUGAUGUUGUGGACCCCAUGGGAUGACCUGGAGAACCCCUCCACCCAGCAUAGAGUGGAUUGUCUGUUGAAGAUGUCAUGUUCCAGUGUGUGUCCGGGGGGCGGGACUAACUCAGAGUACGCCCUGCACAGCCUAUCAAAGAGCAAAGGAGACUUCCUGGUGACCCUGGAGAAGAUGCUGCUUCAGCCAGGGCUCAUACGACAGACAACCAGCUCUGUUACACCUUACCACUACGCAGGGAGUGAUAUUUGGAGUCCUUUAGAGAAGAGGUUGGUGAAUAAAGCCUUUAGGAUGUACAAGAAAGACUUCCACAGCAUACAUGCAAUGGUGGGGACUAAGUCUGUGUCUCAGUGUGUGGAGUAUUACUACACUUGGAAGAGGAGGCUGCGUCUGAAUGUAAGGACCCCGGUCGGGCUGUCCACUUCACUGCCUGAGGGAAAAAUAAGAACCCCAGUUAGGUGGCCCAGCUACCUGCCUGAAGGAAAUGUAAGGACCCCGGUAAAGAUGCCCAGCACACUGCCUGAGGACAAUGGUGGCAUAAUGGAUAGGGAGGGGCUUGAAGUGAACAGCACCCUCACCAAUAAAAGGCUCUCAAUCACCAGAUCACCUGAACACUCAGAGCCCACAGCCAAUUCUAAUUCCUCUCUCAUCAGAGGGGGCAACAAGGAUGAACAGCCCAGCCUGAACGGCCAGACGGAUCUCCACACCAUUUCCGACCAGAACGACUGUCAGCAGAUCGCCAGUAGCUCUUUCUGUCCGGUGCUCCAGGCUGGUCCUGGUUCUAGAGGCUGUAGCCCAGUCCAACGAGAGCCAGACAGGCCCCACAGGACUCACAGUUCUGGGCCUGUCUGUUUGAGGGCCUCCCCCUCUUCAGCCAGCUCCAGCCCCACACCUAACAACUCCCUCCGCCCCCCCUGCUUCAAGCCCCACCCACAGCCAACCACCCUUUACCCGUGCAGGGAGUGUACCAAGGUUUUCUCUAAAGUGAAGAGUCGUAAUGCCCACAUGAAAACCCACCGCCAGCAAGACGGACACAGACAUCUGGAGCAGCUGGACUGACUAUAAAACCUGAAGGACUUAACUGCCCCUAGACUAUCUCUGCCUAUAACCUGGAGGACUAGAUAUUUACUGCCCCUAAAUGUUCCCUGACUUAAUAACCUGGAGGACUAGACAUUUACUGCCCCUAAACAUUCCCUGACUGUAUAACUAGCUCUCUACUGUCCUCUAGUGUCUGUCUCACCACCGAGAGGGGUAGCAUUGUACUACCCUCUAGUGUCCAUCUCCAGACAUAACGCAUGUACACUUUAGUAAUGUUGCAGUUUUUUCCAGAGCAGUUUACAGUUGUGAAAGCAGACCUUUUCAUAUAGGCUUCUUGUGGUUGUCAAACCCACAACCCUAGCAUUGCAAGGGACAUGCUGUACUGACUGAGAUUCACAAGACUGUGGGUUAACAAAAACCCUCCACUAGCCCCCCGUCUCUCCAUAUAUUUCUAAUCAAAUAAAGCCCUUUUUACAUCA
Esox lucius (northern pike) is the source of this 4090-nucleotide messenger RNA. Its product is annotated as transcriptional-regulating factor 1. Gene Ontology annotation, cellular component: histone deacetylase complex; transcription regulator complex. The record is from RefSeq and is a predicted model, not a curated record. Gene Ontology annotation, molecular function: transcription corepressor activity. Lineage: Eukaryota; Metazoa; Chordata; Actinopteri; Esociformes; Esocidae. The coding region runs from base 558 to 3632 and encodes 1024 amino acids. Gene Ontology annotation, biological process: regulation of transcription by RNA polymerase II; negative regulation of DNA-templated transcription. The transcript is spliced from 13 exons.